UUGUUAUGAGAGGCAAGCGUGGGUGUGACUGGGGCAGCGAUACUCCUCGUGUUCAGUCAGUCACCUAGCUCCGCUUCUAUCGUUCAUAUUCACAGCGCCAUCAUCGCUGCCGCUGCCGCCGAUGAUCUGCGUCGUGUCGCGCCGCGCCGCGCCGCCGCCGUCGUCGCGUCGUGUUGAUAACUUGUGAAGUAGUGAACGAAAAGGAUAUAUGUAUAUGUACGUCUCGUCUUUCAGUUGACUUUCAACGCAGUUUUGUAGCGAACGUUUCGCACGGAUAUCCAAAGGAAUUCACUAUCACUACGUAAUAAACUUGAUGUAUGUUUUUCGAGUAUAAGAAUCUUACAAGUGAAACGUAAUUUAAAUCAUAUACAAGUUUUGCAACUUUUAAGCUCGUUCGUGAUAUUAAACAAGAAGUAAUAAUAUUUUAAAAGGAUAGCGUCACAGAGACCGUGGCGCAAUGCAGUGUAUGUUUGGAUGCGGAUAUAAACUGUGGUUUAUUAUUACGGUUAUUGGAGACGUUGGUCUCAUCAUAAAUACUGGUGGUGAGCGCUCUUGGAGUGCCUUAUAGUCAUGCUGCCCAUGGUGCAGCCAGAACCCGUGAUCUUCAACUGCGGAGGACACUCUGCCAAUGGAGCCGCCGCACCGUCGAACACGCUGCCUCCGUCACUUACACCCGAAUCUGACGUAGAUGAACUAGUCGACAUCUUUUUUGAUGUUGAUGUCGCUGUUAACACCUAUCCAAGAAUUGAAUCCUGUGACCUCCAACUGGGAGACACAUGGAGGGGGAUGCAAGGCAAGAUGAGCGUGACAACGCCGGUUAAGAAGAUAAGAAAAAAGUCAGACAAUAAACCGCAAUCGCAAAUAAAUAAGUGUCACAACGAAAAGAGACGCCGCGAGCUCGAGAACGAGACGAUAAAUCAGCUCGAAGAACUCCUUGGCACGUGUUUAGCUGAAGUAAAGCAGCCUGACAAGAACGGCAUCGUUCGGGCGGCCACCUUGCAGAUUAAGGAGGUGCUCGAGAGACGGGGCGAGUGCCCCGGAGAGUGCCCCGUGCGCAACGCCCAGUGCCUGUCGCCGGUGCAGGCGGGCGAGGUCAGCUCCACGCAGCCUCCUGCUUGCUUGCAUUACACAGAGAUCACAACACUUAUUGAAGCUCUCAAACACUAUACUGGAAGUCUUGGUUGGGUUUUAUUGGAAAUAAACUCAAAAGGUGAAAUUGAAUGUGUCUCUGAAAAUAUCAAGGACCUUACUCUCCAAGAUAGAACAGAGCUGUAUAAGAAGUCGAUUUUCUCACUUUUGCAUGUUAAUGAUCAAGCUAAAUUGAAACCGUUAUUGAGAGUUAUAGAAUCAUUUGCAUGGGGUUCGGGUGAAAUUGAAAAAUUUCAAGCCAUUCAAGCCCGAUUACUUGUCAAGAAUACUGAUGGAACUGAAGGAACUGGGUACGUGGAAGCAGUGAUCCACGCUGCGCCAGUACGCGGCUCGUCUUCGGAGGAGGCCGGCUCCGUCAUGUGCGUCAUCCGGCGCCGCGAGGACGCGUCGGCCGCACUUCUGCCAUUGGACGGGGGUCCGCCCGCCAUCGCCGCCAAGCAGUCUGACCAUAUUGUCUUCCGAUUGGACUGCAAUUAUAUAAUUCUCUCUUGUGAUUUACGUGGAGUGGAAAACAUUAUAAACUGCCCUGUGUCUCUGGUGGGUACUCGUUAUUUGGAACUAGUGGACAGUAGUGACCGCGUUCUGGUAGUUGCGCACCUGCAGCAAACGGCCAGCUUUGCCGCGCCGCCCGCCGUCAGCGCCGCCUUCCGCCUGCGCCUGGCGCCCGACCUGCCGCCGCUGCGCGUCAGCGCGCGCUCGCGCCUCUUCCGCGCGCAGCCCGCCUCCGGGGAGCCCGACUUCAUCAUGUCCACGCACACGCUGCUCGCCGACGACGAUCUCGAGCUGCUCGACGAGCCCCGCCCCGCGCCGCUCUCCGCCUCCGUCUCCAACGGGGAGUCUUCCGACUGCGACCGCUACCGGUCGCCGAUAAGCCCUGGCGGCGACCACUUUCUCAACGACUUCGAUCUCGACCCGUGGGGCUCGGGCUUCCAGCUUGGAGACAUGUCCGGGGAGGACGCGAAGGAUCGUAAGGACGCAUCGUCGGAGCCGCCGGCGACGCCCGCCACGCCCCGCGCGCCGCCCACGCCGGGCUCGGGCCCGCCGUCCGUGCCGCCCGCGGAGGAGCCCAACCGCCUGCGCACGCUGCUCAGCAAGAAGCCCGCGCCGGGGGACGUCACGCUCAACUCCAACAACCGCAUUUUGAAAGACCUGCUUAAGGAGGACGAAGAGGCGACCGGCAGCGAGACGUCCGCGCCGCACACGCCGCUGACGCCGCACACGCCGGCGGCGGCGAUGUCGCCGCUGCACUCGCGGCCCUCCCCCCACCCCGCGCACACGCCCCACGCCCCGCCUCCGCCGCACGCGCCCCACUCCAUGCCAUCGCACAACUCUGAAGUCUUGCUCAGGAUAUUGAACGACAAAUCGGAUGAAGAUGGCGAAGAUCGGCGGAACUCGGACGGCCGUAAUACCUCGCAGCCCUGCGCGUUGCUCUCCCAACUAUUGUCUAGUAGUAACGGGCCCUCGGGCAACGGGCGAAGUCAAGACUCUAGUGACAACUACCUCGAGAGAAUAGCCGGCGUAAAGCGCAAGCUGGAAGAGAAGGGCGCCGCUGCGAACGCCAAACGCGCCACGCCUGAAAAUCAACAGGUUUCAUCAUCGGCGGUUCCCCCGGCGUCCUCCGUGCCGUGUUCGGCGGCUUCCUCCCCGGCGACGACUAGCAGUGGUGGCAUGAGUCAACUCUGCCAGAAGAACCAGAUCCUGGUCUCUCUGCUAGCGAGGCAGCAAACUACACCUACGACUCCACUGCCAUUACCAAAUCCUAACCUGAGAGCAUACGGGCCCGCGACGAGACCGCGUCCGCCGCUCGCGCCGCAGCAGAUGUCGCAGCAGCAGCAGCGGCAUCACCAUUCGACGCUCUCAACUAUACUCACUGGGCCUGCUCACCGCGCGAGCAGCGUGAACGGCGGGCCGGGCCCCGCGGGCAGCCCCGAGUGCGGGCCGCUGCCGCAGAGCCACCUGCAGAUGGUACUGCAGGGCGCGCGGGGCGCCUACCCGCCGCCCGCCGCGCCGCCCGCCGCGCCGCUGCACUACGCCAACACCGCGCCCGCGCACCACUACGCCGGCCAGCCUGGCAGCAGUUCCCGGAGCUCGGGCCAGGCGGGCGCGGGCGACAGCGAGGUGCCGAGCGACCAAACGCUGUCCGACAUCCUGGACGAGGUCAUCGACCACAUGCCCGACGCCGACCGCCCCGCGCCCAGCGUCAGCACGCUCAUCGACCUCGAGACGAGCCGGCAGCUCAGCUACGCGGGGAAAGAAAAGAACGCUAUGAUCAACGCGAUCACACAAAGCCUCAUGCAGUGUGAGACUGUGACCAAAAGUCCCGUGUCGUCGAGUCCCGGGGCGCCGCCCGUGUACGCCGUGCAAAGUCCGUCGUCGUGCAACAUGGGCAGCAUGGGCGGGCUGCAGUACGCGCGCGGCGCGGACGGCGCGCGCGCCCGCCAGCUGGAGGAGCAGCACGCGCGCCUGCUGCAGCUGCAGCGGCGGCAGCAGAUGCUGGUGUCGCCGGAGGCUGCGGAACAGCCGCAGGCGGACCUGGGCUCCACCAUUAACGCGUUGGUGUCGGAGACGCCGCCCAACGUAGCGCUCACCAGGACAGACUACCACCAUUUAUAUCACCAAUCCAAUCAAAUGGGUUCAAACUAUGGUACAAAUAAAAUUACGUCGUCGCAGCAGAAUCCUAUGCUGAGUCGUCAAUUAAGUGGCUCCGGCGCGGGCUACGCGCCGCACUCGGCCGCGGCGCUGCACACGCCGCUGUCGGCGCCGCCGCCGCCGCAGCCCUACCUGCGCGCGCCUCGCCCGCAUCUAGUGGGCGGCUACUACGAGGACGGCGCCAGCGCGGGCUACUGCGGCGACUUCGCCCGGCGGCCGCCGCUGCACCACCACGCGCCGAUGCCGCACGCGCACCACGAACCGCCGCUGCCUUGCGCGAGUAACAACGGGGGCGCGGCGGGCGGCGGCGCAGUGGCGAGCGGCACGUCGGAGUACGUGCGCAACGAGCUGCGCGCCGUGGUGGGGGCGCGGCUGCAUCCGCCGCUGCAGUCCGACCUCGACCCGCUGAUGACCUUCGACAUAUCCACGUCAGGUGGCGGCAGCGGCGGCCCGGCGCCCGCUGGCUCGUGGGAGCCGCAGACCACCCCGAAUACUACGGAGGCGGUCACGGCGGAGGCGGGCUCGGCGGCGGCGGCGGGCGGUGAUGAGACGGCGGCCGAGGCCAAGGCCAGCGCGUCGCUGCUGCAGAAGCUUCUGUCGCAGUGAGCGCCCGCUCCUGCAUUUACUGAGUUCGCCUCGCCCACUGCGGUCUACUACCUGGUACCUCUGCGGCUGUAAAUCUCACCGACGUGAGACUAAUAUAGUACACGUAUUUAUAGAGCGUCUCGCGCGUAGUCUAGUAGUGCUAGUGAUAUUUUUCAAUGGCGGCCCGUUCUCGAACACGUCGGGGACGCCGCUCGACCUCGAUCUUUACGUUUCUGUAUCUCUAUGUAACUAUAAUUUUAACGAUACGAUGCGAAAAACGACGGUAGCUUCCUGCGAAGGAGUAAAAAUAAGUGAUUUAAAAUAUUGAUCCAUUUGUACGACUAGUAUGCAUUCACAAUGUACGAAUAAAAUAUACGGCGUGCAAUACUGUACAGAAAUAAAACACAUAUUUUGGCGUUGUGAACGUUAUGUAUUAUAGUAUGAAAGUCAGAUGUUACCUGUUAUGACAAAGUAAUUUGUAUUAUAGAUGAGACGUCGAAUGAAAAGGUUUCUCAUUUGGAUAAUGUUAUUUUACGUGUGUAAAUAUGUUGUUAAAUUAUAGCUGUUGCUUUAUUGUAAAUAUUUUGUUACGACAUUUCAAUGUGUUUUGUGUACGAUUUAAUUUCUUAUAAGUUUAAACCAUUAAUUGAUAUUCAUAAAAAAAAACAAAUAUUAUUUUAUGACUUUAAAAAUUAUUUGUAAAUUUCUAUAAGCGUGUCAUCAUAUUAUUUGUUAUUAUGAAUCGGCGUAAGUUAUAAUCACAGAUAUAAGAAUUUAAGUACACAGUUAUCUAUUCGAUUGACAUUUUAAUAAGCUUUUGCAAUGUUUUAUUUAUUUAUAUUGCGUUUUUAAAACAGAUGAGUGUAUCUACACAUUCAACCUCGCAAAUAGAAAGUACACAAUGUUUAAAAUUAGCGUUUUAUUUUGUGGUCCAGCAAACAAUGCCUUAGCUAUAUUUUUACUAUUUAUUUAUGACAUUAAUUAACCUAAACUACAUAUAUUUGUAUGGAGACAUAAAACAAUAUUCUUACACUCCGUGACAUCUUUUGUAACCAAUAUUCGAAAAUAAAAUAUUUUAAGAUUUAUUUUGGUUUUUUAUAUGAUUUCUAUUUAUUUCUUUCAACAAUACACAACAGUGUGCAAAAACAAACAGCACGCUAUUUCAACAAAGUGGAGAUUUGAUUUAUCUAAUUAGCUUAUGUCUGUGUUUAUAAUAAAAGUGUGAAUAAUGUGAAAUUCCACAUGAAACUAGUGUGCUUUUUAGAUUAUUAUGUUAGCGACAUUACCUAUGCGAUUUUUUUCUGAAUGCGAGUGUUUUCGGAAAAAUUAGGCGUAUAAUGGGGGAUGCGAAUGUAUACAUGACGCUGAUUAUGGUUGUUGAUCAACUAGAAAUUAAACAGAAACUCAUAGUUUUAGAAACCUGUGUUUAUACGUUUUGAUAGAAAUAAAUAAUCUUUUUAAUUAAAAAAAAGUUGCAAUAGUAGUUACCUGUUUCGUACUCGUAUAACCGAUUCAAAUGUAAAUAAGUACAUAUACUUGAACAACCAUAGUCAGUGUCACUUCCAGGAAAUAUAUUUGAUAAAUUUCUCGUUAUCAUUGACUUUAACUUGAAUUAACAAGUAGCAACGAUUGAAUAAAGUUAUAAGUGAAACAUACAUACAAUUGGGAGUUAAUUAUAAUUAUUAACAUUUAUCUAGAGACAAAAGUAUUAUGCUAUGAGCAAGAUAUUAUUGUCAAUGUGAAUAAACAACAUAAAUGUUACAUUUUAUUAUUAAUGAUUUGUAAUGUAAUAUUAAGCACCAAAUUAGCAGUUCAAGUUGCUAUUACUUAUAGGCAGCGAAAUAUGCUCCUAGUUUUUUUGGAAGUAUAAAAUGAAAAUUAAGGUAAAAAUAUUUGUUUGAAUGAACAAUGGUUUAUGAAAUAACAUUCUUUAAAUUUAAUACCUAUUUUGUUUUUCUAACGUUCUAUACUACCGUAACUAAAAUUUAAUUUAUAUGUAAAAACUUCGCAGCAACACAGUUUUCGCUGCCUAGUUAAAUAUUUGACGUUAAAAUUAUAAGAUUUAGGAGUGCACAAUGUUACAAUUAUAUUGCUUAAAAGCAAAAUGUGUACAUUAAAGUAGUAACUUAAAUAAUGAUGGCUGUCAAAUCAUUUAAAUGUGGUGUCAUCGCGUGUUUUCAUUGACUGUCGUUAUGCGCGUCAUAAUGUAAAAUUAUUUGGACCGGAUUUUUGGCCCGAUGACAUCUUUCUCUAUCCUUGUUACAUUCGAAUUCAAAAUAAAAAAGUUCAAAUAAUAUAGUCAAAUAAGUUUCUCGUUUAAUCGUUUAUGAAACUUGCAAAUUGUGUACGUUGUGUUUCUGUCUACAAAACAGCUGACGCAUAAUAACAAUCGUGUUUACAAGACGAAUGUAGCAUAUACUGUACAUGAAAUGGCAAUAACUUAAUGCGGACGUCAAGUACUUAAGUAAUAUUUGGUAUUGGCUCAAAGUAAUUUUCAUGACAUGUUUAAAGUUGUUUUGAUUUGAUUAUCUUUCAUAUAGUCACCACAGUAAUGUUUAGAUCCCCAUUGAAAUUGUGAUGUGUUAUACCUAACUAAUGAUAAACGUACAAAUAAUGAGUGUAGAUACCAUUAAAACAAUUUAUAGUAAUAUCUGUCUAGGACAUAAAUAUUUUUGUACCAUUAUGAAAUAAAUAGUUCUGAUGUUUAGGCUACCGACCAAACUCAUUCUCAUUGUUAUUAAUAAAUCGAAAAAUUAACGCACUAAAUCGGUAAAGAAGAUAAUGAUAUUUAGUGAGAUAAAGCUUUACAGUAUCCCACGACCGUAGCAAUAUUAAAUUUCAUUCCAUUUACAUAAUUAAUGGAUAGGGAGGUUUAAAGUUUGAUAGUGAUUAUCAAAUCAAUAAAGUACAAGUGAUGGCCUUGCUAUGUGACAACAUAAAAAAUAGAUGAGAACUAGUCGAAUCUACCUACAUAAUACAUAUUAUAUUGAGAUACAAUCCUAUUUUAUCGGAACGCUAGAUGAAACAGCAUAAAAUGCCGUCGCUUAGAUUACGAUGUUUCGAUGAGAUCAAAAUGUACACAAAGGAGGUUAUAUUUUUUGCAGAUUUACUAUAACUUACCUAGUGUUAUGAGGACUAUAAUGAUAUUGGAAAAAACGUCCAUUACACGAAAUAAAAUGGUUUUCAGCGUUAUUAUAAUGUAAAUAGAUCCUGCUGUUAUAAUGAAUGCAUAGGUGCCUGAAACAAAAGAGAUACAUAUUUUUUCUAAACCACCAUAACGAAACAUUGAUAGUUUUUCAUAUAGAAAUAGAAAAUGCAUACGAAAUAGUUACGAUAAAGUAAGCCUUCAAAGCCGUAGAUUUCUCUUGUAAACUACUCGUAUAUUCGAUUUAGUUUAUUAUAGUUCUUUUUAGAUAUAUAGUAUCGAAAUUGAAAGGACAUUGACAAUAGCUACCAAGGAGUAUGAAUGUAACUUUGUUAACUUUGAGAAUUUCACACGAUCAUUGAUCGUCUUUUAUUAACACUUAUAUGAUAUUUCAAUAUUAAAUAGUAAAUAAAUAUUUCUGCUAUUAAAGUAAGUUUUCGAUUAAAAUAUUAAUCAUAAUUAACUGUUCUCUUUAGACAUUGGUAAAACAUCGUCUUCCAAUAUAAAACCUUCAAAAACUUGACUCGGUAAAGUACAGACUGAUCAUGGAGAUUAAAAACCUGAACUUUCAUCACUGUUUUGGCAAACGUGCGCUUGCUACAAUUUAUAUUUACUAUUAGUACCUAUCUAUUGAUCCCUACAAAUGAAACCGUUCUCAGGUUCUCCCUACUUAAUGUCCAAAUGCACUUAAGGGUCGAGCCACAUUUUAACGACGAUCUUUCACAUUUUGCCGAUUAAAAAUUAAGCGCACUGGUAUAGUCGCGUGUUUGAGAAAAUUAUUGGAGUUUCUUUUCAAAAUUAAGUGUAACAACUGUGCUAAAAAUUUAAAAUCAUAGGAGUGAAUAUUACUAUAGAAUUUUUUUUUAAUUUCGCUUGUUAUAAUUCAACUUACUGUACUAUGUGAUCUGUGUUAUGACUUGCCGCUGUUGAUUACCAUUCUUCGCUGUUGGUCGUCGAACUUGCCGGCCGUCGACAGCUGUGGUCGACAGAGUUUUGCCGUCGGGGCGCGUUCGCCGCGUCGACACGAAAGGAUUUCAACACUUUGCGUGUGUGUAUAAGCAAACGCAUUACAAAGAUCCUAAAUGUGCUCAGAAAAUUAAAGUUGGUUAUGAAAAUAAAUAUUAAAAUUAGAAUAUAUUGUAUUCAUCUUGAUGUAAAGAAUUGUCGUAUACCUUAUUUUAAAAAUCAACCUUGUAGAUCAUUUGAUUGUACAAACGGCUAGACGUCACGCGCGAUGAUAGAUUUUCUUGUAGGUUUUAUUUUUACAAUAUUACAAAAAACCAUAAUGCGGAUAAAAUGUUUUUUUUUUUUUUUUAUUUAUGGUAUUUUGGAGCUAUAAUGGUAAUGUCCAGUAUAUCAAGAGCAUGAUAUAAAUUUUCAAAGCAUACCUCUGAAGAAGAAAUUGGUCUAUUGAAAUGUUAUGUAUAAUUUGGAAUUCUAUGUAAGAAAAAUAACUGUAACUUUUAUAUUUAAGGUAAAUAUAGACCAUUGUCACAGAGUUAAAUUUACCUAAUUAAAAUAAAUUUAAUAGGGUCCAAAUUUUCCAUCCAAUGUUUCAGAGACUUAAACAAAAAAUAAUUGGACUGUAUUAACGAAUGUGAUACGUCUAUAAGUAAUAGAAAUAUUUUUUUAUUGUGUCUUUGCUCUGUGACAAGGGGCUAACGAUCACUUGGCAUCGGAUUCGUGGAAACAUGGAUGUGUACGGGAAUCUUUGUUUCGCAGCGUAAAAACAUAAUUAGUUUCUAAAGAACUUCGUUGUGUUUACGGAUUACUUCGAUUCUACUUCACUAGGAACUUGUCGUUUCGUAGGGAUUUAAAAAUUUUAUAUGUGUAAGAUUACGUGUGAUAAAAAUAUUUAUUAUAUGUAGUAAGAUGGCAGUCGCUAACACAAGGAGACAUUUCCCGUACAUUACUGAUUUUAUUUUUUGUAUAAAAUCGUGUCUCUUGUCUUGGCCUGUCGUCUACGAACAAGGGUAUUUUUAUAUUAUGUACAUUUUAGGUUUAACAUUUCGUUAUAGAUUUUAAAAAGCUAAUUAUGUUUUUUCGAGACAUUGCGCAGUGAUUUUUAGGUAUUGGUAAUACGCGGGAAAAGCUUGGCUAAACUAGUGCUUUUUAGCACACGUAUUUAAAAGACAACUACUAGACAUAAAAGUUUGCAUAUUUACCGAUUACGGGUUGAACUGAUAUCCGACACUUAUCAGGUUGGCCGCCCGUCCUGCAACUGAUGUCUGUCUGGGCCGUGGUUUUCCUUGCGUGCGACCGGUAAAUCUGUGUUAUUUAGUUCUUCAUAUAUUAGUUAAGGCCUCUUGUGUUGCUGUGCAUUUCAAAGCAUUGUAUGUAUGUAUGUUUAUAUAUAUAAUUGUACAUAGAUAAAAUACUUAUAUUUUUACGAUUAGCAUACACAACCAAAGUUGUUAUAAAGUGAUGGUUGAUUUAAUUAUAAAUAUAAAUCAUAGGUCGUUUAUUUUAGAAAAGAUAAAACCCGUAUGCACCUGUAUAUGGGGAAUCCAAUAUAUUGCGAAGUCUUUUACACAACCGCCCUGAUAUUAAAAUCGAAUUUAUUAUUUUGUUAUGAAAGUCGAUGAUCUAAAGAAAGUUAAAUUACAAAGAGUAAACAUACGCGAGUGUGACUUACGCUCAUUUCGUUCCUAGUAGCUUGUCCGGAUCAUUUACCUUAAAUUGGUAUUUGUCAAUUACUGAAACCGACGCCUAAUGUUAUGUUGGAGAGUCUGACAUCUAAUGUUUAGUUAAAAUCUGACGAUGUAUAUGACCUAUCACAUUAAGUUGUAUUUUUUUGUACAUUUUAGAUUCGAAAAUAUAUUAAUAUCUAAAU
Messenger RNA from Amyelois transitella, 10361 nucleotides. It is a transcript of the gene tai, whose product is annotated as transcription initiation factor TFIID subunit 4. Gene Ontology annotation, biological process: cellular response to hormone stimulus; positive regulation of transcription by RNA polymerase II. The record is from RefSeq and is a predicted model, not a curated record. The transcript has 20 exons. Bases 571 to 4404 code for a protein of 1277 amino acids. NCBI's taxonomy places the organism in Eukaryota, Metazoa, Arthropoda, Insecta, Lepidoptera, Pyralidae. Gene Ontology annotation, cellular component: nucleus. Gene Ontology annotation, molecular function: protein dimerization activity; nuclear receptor binding.